AUGGCUGCUGAUGUGCACGCCGCCGCUGAGCGGUUACUGACCGCCGACCCUUCUCGCGCCCCCGGCUAUAACUUUUCAUUUACACCAUACCUUCGAAAGACAUUCGGUUUCGGCCUCGCCGCCGAUGUUCCUGUCUGUAAAGCAUACCGCGAGGGACACUGUCCACUGGGACCAACGUGUCCGGACCGGCAUCCGACGCCUGCACGGAUAACCACGUCCACGACGAAUGCUUCGGGGAUCCCGCCGUCGGUGACCCACGGCUCUCUCGUCUGCAAACACUUCCUCAAGGGGCUCUGCAAGAAGGGCUUCAAAUGCGAAUAUCUCCACGAGUACAAUCUCCGACGCAUGCCCGAAUGCCCGGCCUUCUCGCGCUCCGGCUACUGUCCCAACGGCGACGAUUGCCUGUACCAUCACGUCCGCGAGGAGGCUCGACGUCCCCGGUGUGAGCACUAUGAUCGUGGGUUCUGUCCCCUGGGACCGCUGUGCGCGAAGCGUCAUGUCCGCCAGAAGAUCUGUCCAUACUACCUUGCCGGGUUCUGUCCGGAGGGCAAGGCAUGUGAGGAAGGGGCGCAUCCACGCUGGCCUGAAAAUCUCCCCAAGCCACAGAUGCGAGUGGAGAAGACGGAGGAGGAUCUCGAGAGGGAACGAGCCCUCAUUCGAGAGGAGCAGGAGAAGGAGAAAGAACGCGAACGGGAAUGGAGGGCAGAGCACCCGGGGAGGACUCCGUGCCUAUUAUCUGCGGGGAGCAAUGACGAGUACGAGUUGCAUAGACCUACUGAAUGGUACAGCAGAUCAUCAUCAUCUUAG
This is a messenger RNA of Rasamsonia emersonii CBS 393.64, 807 nucleotides long. RefSeq lists its product as uncharacterized. Gene Ontology annotation, molecular function: RNA binding; metal ion binding. Bases 1 to 807 code for a protein of 268 amino acids. The record is from RefSeq and is a predicted model, not a curated record. The transcript has 3 exons. Lineage: Eukaryota; Fungi; Ascomycota; Eurotiomycetes; Eurotiales; Trichocomaceae.